AAACCAUUGCACAACCUCAUCGUCUCCUUCUCUCUCUGUCCAAGUUGUGUGUUUGCAACAUGCAAAAGCGUUGACGUCGCACUCGCAACCUCCCCCUCCCUCGCUUUGGAUCCAAACAAAAACCGCACCAAACCAUCGAGCUCAGCCGCGGCGCGCGCGCGGCGACACCACCAACUCGCUGGCUCGGCGUCGAUCGCCAUUGCUUGAUCAAGCUCGAUCGCGAUGAGCGGCGGCGGCGCGCCGCCUGGGGCGCCGGGGAUGAUGACGCCGGGCGACGGCAACUCCGUCGGCAUGUUCAGCUCCGACCGCAUCGGCGGGUUCGGCUACGGCGUCGGCGUGUCCGUCGGGAUCCUCCUCCUCAUCACCACCAUCACGCUCGCGUCCUACUUCUGCACGCGCGCGCCCGUCACCGCGGCCGAUGCAGCGGCGGCGGCGGGAUCGUCGCGGCGGCACCGCGGUGGGGGUGGGGGCGGCGGCGGCGGCGGCGGCGGGGCCGGGCACGAACACGACGACGUCGAGCUCGGCAUCGACGAGGCGACGCUCAAGGGGUACCCGGAGGUGGUGUACGGCCAGCCGAGGAAGGAGGCGGCGAAGGCGGCGUCGGCGGCGGCGACGAAGAAGGGCGGCGCAACCACGUGCAGCUGCUGCUCGAUCUGCCUCGACAACUACGGCGACGGCGACGUGCUCCGGAUGCUGCCGGAGUGCGGCCACCUGUUCCACCGGGAGUGCGUCGACCCGUGGCUCCGGCAGCAUCCGACCUGCCCCGUCUGCCGGACGUCGCCGCUGCCGAGCCCCUUGCCGACGCCGCUCGCCGAGGUCACGCCGCUGGCAAUGGCGAGGCCGUCAUGACACGUGGAGGUUCUUUGCUUGGUUUUCAUUUUUUAAAAUUUUUUUCUUAUUCAUAUAAAACUAAACUUGAGGAUGAAAUUUGUGUAUUCUGCAAAAUGGAAUGCAUAAAAGAAUUCCUCAAGAUAGGGACUAGAAAUUUCCUCUUGGUAAUUGGGUGUAAAUUUGGGUUCAGAGUAGAUUUUCUUUUCUGAUAUAAACAAAGUUUGGCAUAGGAUUCUCUUUGGAAUUAGGAUUCACUUUGGAUUUUUGGAGGGAGAUUAUGUAUGGAUUACAAAUUUGGAUGAACCUUCUAGAGAUCUAAUUUUUAUAUCAUCAAGCUUAGUGCAGAAGAACGAAGAUGAGUGUAAACAAAGUAAGAAGUAGGAACAUAUUUGCAGAAUGCUUUAUAUAUGUAAAAUUCUAUCAUGAAUAUCUGUAAAAUUGAAGAUGCACAUUUCAAAAGGAAUAGAUCCUUUUAAUUAA
This is a messenger RNA of Oryza sativa Japonica Group (Japanese rice), 1311 nucleotides long. Its product is annotated as putative RING-H2 finger protein ATL71. The record is from RefSeq and is a predicted model, not a curated record. Lineage: Eukaryota; Viridiplantae; Streptophyta; Magnoliopsida; Poales; Poaceae.